GCAAGAUUCUUGAAGUGAAAACAGAAAUUGCUCAUCAGUAACUGACAAUGAAACAGCUGACGGUCGAAGGAAUAUAAGUUUCUGUUUAAAUACAGUAGUCCGAAUAGUGUUUUGUGUUUAUGUGUUAGUUUAAGUAUAGCUUUGAUUUGAACAUAGACUGAUCUCAAUGGUUUUAAGACAACAUUAGUACAUACAACAUGGCAGGUGAAACUAAAAGUAGCAUCAAAAUAAACCUUCCUUUAAACAUCGAAGAUGGCGAAUCUGUUUCUUACAAUGCAAAAAGUGUCUGUUCACCCCCAAAUGAAUCUCUCAACAAUGCUACUGUUUUAAGCGGAUCUCAGUCGAACCUUUGCAAUGGCUCGACCAGCAUCACCGUCACAAGCGCUUUGAGGAAGGUGCCUAACAGCAGUCCCAGCAACAAGCGGCCCAUGAUAUCUCUAACGCAUCUGCCCAAACGGCCGCCGGUCGACAUCCAGUUCAACGAUCUGUCGUAUUCCGUGUCUGAGGGCAGGAAAAGGGGCUACAAGACGAUUUUGAAGUGCGUCAAUGGGAAAUUCAGGUCUGGAGAGCUCACGGGCAUCAUGGGCCCGUCGGGGGCGGGCAAAAGUACCCUGAUGAAUAUUUUAGCAGGAUACAAAACCUCAAACCUCAGCGGAUCAGUAUUAAUAAACGGAAAAGAACGCAGCCUGCGCAGGUUCAGGAAGAUGUCGUGCUACAUAAUGCAGGACGACUGUCUGUCGCCGCAUCUGACGGUCAAAGAGGCCAUGACAGUGUCAGCGAAUCUCAAACUGGGGAAGGGAAUCACAACGUCCGAAAAAAAAAUCGUCAUCGACGAAAUUCUGGACACGCUGAGCUUGCAGGAGUGCAAGGAUACGAACUCUUCGGAUUUGUCUGGAGGUCAAAGGAAAAGGCUGUCCAUUGCACUAGAACUAGUUAAUAAUCCACCAGUAAUGUUCUUCGACGAACCAACCAGCGGUCUGGACAGCUCGUCGUGUUUCCAAUGCCUGUGCCUGCUAAAAUCGCUGGCUAGAGGCGGGCGCACCAUAAUUUGCACGAUCCAUCAGCCGUCCGCCAGGCUGUUCGAGAUGUUCGACCAUCUCUACAUGCUGGCCGACGGGCAGUGCAUCUACAAGGGCGCCGUGCUCGGUUUGGUGCCCUUUUUGUCCACCAUGGGGCUGGACUGUCCCAGCUAUCACAACCCUGCUGAUUAUGUUAUUGAGGUAGCAUGUGGAGAACAUGGAGACUACGUGCAAAAAUUGGUAGUAGCAGUUAACGCCGGCCGAUGUAACAGUUUCAUUGUAGAAAAAAGCAAAGAAGAAAAUACAAUUUCAAAUGAUAUAUCGAAAGACACACUCAAAAGUGACGGUAAUGCAUCAAACAGUCUUUCGAAAGCCAAUAGCACCACUCCUGUAGCAACGCCGGCGACAUGCACAACAUCACUUCUGGAAUCGGCGGAAAAUCUCACGAUGGACAAAAAUUCCUUCCCGACAUCGGGUUUCCAGCAAUUCUGGAUUCUACUGAAAAGAAGCAUGAACUGCAUCCUACGCGACAGAAUUUUAACGCGAAUGAGGACGGCCUCGCACGUCAUCAUAGGAAUCAUAAUCGGAUGCAUUUAUUACAACAUUGGAAACGACGCCGCAAAAGUAAUGAGCAACGCGGGCUGCCUAUUUUUCACCUGCAUGUUUAUGAUGUUCACCUCGAUGAUGCCCACCAUUUUAACUUUCCCUCUGGAGAUGUCGGUUUUUGUAAGAGAACAUCUCAACUAUUGGUACUCUUUGAAGUCGUAUUAUUUCGCGAAAACCAUAGCUGACAUACCUUUCCAGAUUAUUUUGACAACGUGUUAUAUAGUGGGUGUUUAUUUUAUAACAUCACAACCCCUGGAUGGCGUGCGAUUUUCCAUGUUUUUAUUUGCGAAUAUUUUGACUGCGUUGGUGGGACAAAGUUUUGGAUUGCUGGUAGGAGCAGCCUUCAGUAUAGAGGCCGGCGUGUUCUUUGGACCCAUCUCCACCAUUCCCUGCGUGCUAUUUUCCGGGUUCUUCGCCAACCUCGACGACAUACCGUACUACCUCAGCUGGUUACCGUACAUGAGUUACCUCAGAUACAGCUUCGAAGCCAGCAUGAUCGCGAUCUACGGCCUGGACAGGCCGAAGCUGGUCUGCAAAGAGCUCUAUUGCCACUUCAAAUACCCGACGACGUUUCUGAACCAAAUGUCGAUGAAAGGCGACAUGCAGACUUACAUAAUCGACGUGUCGGUUCUCGUGGGCCUGUUCAUAUUGCUGCGGAUAGUGGCCUAUUUCAUGCUGCGCAUUAAGUUGAUGACGGUGCGUCAUUAAGGGAAAAUACGUUACCAAUAUUAUGUAGGAUUUAGAUUGAUGGUGUACUCGUAUAAGAUGAGAUUGGGUAUUUAAUAACUCAUUGAUUGCACUGGUCAACAUAGUGUUGAAUCUAGUCUUACAGGAAGAUGUUCUUUGCCAAAAACAACGACUUUUAAUCAAAUCAAGCACUGGCAAAAAUAUUACCAAAAACGGCCAUAAACCCAGCAAACAUUUCUGACCCUAGGCUUAAUAUAAGGGCUGCUCCCGUGUACGAGUUUUGGUUCGUCACGCGCAUGACGUCACUUGAUGAGUAGUUGCCGUAAGAAUACACGAAUUAAAGUAAUAUUAUCAAAGAAAAUAGAGAAAUAUCUGGACAUAGUGCGUUUUUAUUAAACUUAAUAUUGAAGAAAGUGUUAUAAUAUGGAUAAUAGAUGCUUUCAGUCCUUGAUAACAUUUAGGGCUAUAGUUUAAGCGUUGGUGUUUUAAAUUAAACUUAUAUAGUGACUAUAGUCACUGUCCAGAAAAUGUUUAUAUAUAGGAAACAGAAGCGGUCUUAACGUUA
Brassicogethes aeneus is the source of this 2877-nucleotide messenger RNA. Lineage: Eukaryota; Metazoa; Arthropoda; Insecta; Coleoptera; Nitidulidae. The record is from the annotation of a GenBank genome assembly.